Paramecium sonneborni is the source of this 3988-nucleotide messenger RNA. The record is from the annotation of a GenBank genome assembly. Lineage: Eukaryota; Ciliophora; Oligohymenophorea; Peniculida; Parameciidae.
AUGUUAGCAGUGUUGUAAGUGGGAUUGCUUGGUUUUGUGAGUAUUCCAAGUUUUUAGGAUUCUUUAUUAGAAUUUCAUAUAAAUAGACAUUUGAACGGGUUAUAAAUAGAGAUGAACAUAAUAUAAUAAGUAUAUAAUAGUUUGAUGAUAGGAAAUAUAUAUCCAAUAUUAAGCGUAUUUAAAUUAAAUAUUUGGUGUCAGUGCACAUUUGAGACAUUAUUGUUUUGGUGAGUUUUAAAAUUAUUCAUCUUGGUACAUACAAUAAAGUUUAUUUAGGACUUUGGAUACAUAGUAAAUAGCACCAUUUUCAUUUUCAUCUGGUGAAAUAACAGAUGAAAUUUACACAGUAGCAUGGAGUCAUUCUAAUUAUACGAAAUUGUAAUAAUUAUAAAGAGAAAAUGAUCCUUUAAGUUUUUUAAUGAAUAAGAUUACCUAAUCAUUAAUAUUAUCAGAUAUCAUAAUAAAGUAUUAUAUGAAUAAUGUAAAAUAGUAAUACAAGAUCACUUUCUUAAGAUUUAUAGAUAGCAACUAAUGAUAGAAAAGAUGAUUAGACACUCAUUCCAAUAAAUUAUGCAUCUUUAAUGGUUCAUUGUACAGAUUCGUUAGUAGUGAGAAUACCUUAAUUCACAAAAUAUUAAUAAAUUUUGUUGAAAAAUAUUAAUACUACAGAUUGGUUACCAAAAGAAGAAUUUAAAUUGGAUUCAACAUUGAAUUUUACAAUUUCUUAUGAAUAGAAUGAUUAAUUUACAUUGGACCCAUCAUUGACAAUAAGUUAAAUAAUAUCUUAAGAAAAUGAUAAGAAAUGUUAUUUGACAGCAAAGAUUUCAAAUUCUUAUUUGUUAGAUUUAACAACAAGACAUAAUAAAUAACAUAUUAAUCAAGGAGAGAGUGAACAUGAGUUAUUUACAGCAAUUAUUAAUAAUUAAUUUACAACUUUAGCACCUAAAGAUUUCAGCAAUUUGGCAAUAUCUGAAUCUAUAAUCAAAUAUAUAGUAAAGACUAAAAGAUUUAGUGAAUCUUCUAGUAUUACAUUAAUUGAAGAUUUAGCACCAUAAAUAAUUAAUAAAUGUAAGGAAUUGAUACAUAAUAUAACAUUAAAUUCAACAUCUCUAGCUUAUUCAUUUGGUUUAAAUAAGUUUUAUUUAUUAUUUUCAAAGGUUAAUAUAUAUUCAACAAAGAAGAUAUCAUUAAUAACUGCACCAGAAAAUGGAAAACGAUAUGUAUAUGUUGAACCGGAAGAAAAUGAUUUUGAAAUGCCAUCCUUUAUAUUAGUUCAUUAUUUUGAGGAAUAAACUCUUAUUUAGGAACUUUAUGAGGGUACAUCAUUAAAUAAUGUAAGAAUAUUAGAAAUAAUAGUUUUAAUUGUUAUUAUUGUAUUAUCUAUUGGUAAUAAUAUAUACAUAAAUAUUAGUAAUAUUUUUAUUUGUUUGGUUUACAGCAAGUAGAAUUGGGUUAUCUUUUGAAUAACCAAUUAAAAUCUUAACUGAUUUUAUGAAUGGGAUUGAUAUUUAAAAUAUGGAUUAGGAGGAAGAAUUAAGUAAUUAUUAGGAGUAUUUUAAUUCUUUUGAGAUUAAAUCAUUAUUUCAAACUAUGAAUAUAUUUGUAACAACUAUUAAAUAUUCUAAUCAAAAAUAUUCUAAUUCUAAACAUUCUGAUGCUUUGGCAUUAAUGGAAUUAAGUAAGGCUAAAGAUUUUUACAAGAAAGAAAUUGGAAAUAUGAGUGCUGUAGGUAUAUGUGCAAAUAAUAUUGGUAUAUUACAUAUGAAAGGAGGUAGAGUAUUUGAAGCUAUUAAUGAAAUGGAAGAAGCCAUAUAUAUUGCUAAAUUAGAAUUGAUUGAAAUUAAAGAAUUAAAAAAAUGGUGUCUAAGUAUGUAGGCUGCAUUAUAAGAACCAAAUCUAUAUUAAAAUUUUAAAUUAAGAUUAAAAGUAUUAGCAUAAAAGUUUAAAUAAUAAAUGAAAAUUAAUUGGAUAGGUGUACAAAUAAGUAAUUAAGAUAUUAAAUCAAAAUAGAUUGUAAAUUCAUAAUCUCAUAUUAAUAAACCAAGAAUUAAAUAAAAUAAAAAUUAAUCUACAACUUAAUUAUUUUAAAAAACUAACAUACCACAUAUUGCAUUACUUAAUACUGGAACAUAAAAUAAAAAUAAUACGAUACAAACUCCAUCAUAAAUAAAGAGAUAAAGUGGAAGAAUAUCAUUUGCAAAUAAUAAAUAACAUUUAUAACCAAUAAAUUCUAUUGAUUAAGAAUAAUUACCAUAUUAAUCACCUUAGCAUUCUCCGAAUAUAAAUAUUAAUAGAGCUAAUAAAUAUUAAAGUGGUCAUUCAUAUAAUUAAAGUAGUAUUUUUAGUUAGAGAUUGGAUUUGAAAGAGAGUAUCAUUCAAUUAGAUGAUAGAUAUAAAGAAGAAGAAUAUAAAAAUGAUGAAGAAUAAAGAAUAAUUGGAGAUUCUGGAUAAUCAACAGAAGGCAUGUCGGAAUUGUAGAUGAUUGAAGAAAAGAUUGCAGAAUUAAUGAAAAAAAAAUAAUUAGCGAAAGCUAAAUUAUUGAAUAGAUAAUUUUAAUUAGCUUAAUUUAUGUUUACUAUUUGUAUGUAAAAUGAAAUUUUCAUUCCAGAAACACUUAAAUUAUUUAAUGAUUUUGAAGCUAUUGCAGAAAAAGAUUAAAAAUUUACUUAAAGCAAUGUAGUCAGAUUAAUUAAUCUCUAUGUUAAAAAAGCUUUAUGCUAUAUUUAAAUAGGAGAUAUAUAUAAUUUUAAAAUAUCUGAAGAAAAAGCAUAAGAGUAUUACAAUAAAUUAAAUGAAAAUUUUACUUCAGAAUAUAAUUAGGUAGAGUAGGAUUUCAAUUUUGUUGAUAUGUUCAAAAAUGUACCAAAAGAAGUUUUACUAUCUAAAAUUAUGUAAUUAUAAGCCAUAUAUUAAUUAAUUGAAGGAAACUUUAAAACUGGUGCUGAAAUAUUAACAUAAAUAAUAGAACUUGGUGAAUAUUAUGAUCCUGAAGUAAGAGAUUUCUGUUUAAUGGUUUUAGAGAAAAUAUUUAAUUAAUUUAAUAUUUCUCCAUUACCUAUCUUAUAAUUCAGAAACUAAAUUUCUAUUAAUACUUAUGAAAUUUUAUUUAUGAUUGAUUACUCUAAAGAAAUGACUAUAGAAUAAAUUAAUUUAUCUCAUAGUAUUUGUACUAAGAUCUUUCAUAUAUUAUAACCUUAAGAUUUAGUUGGUAUGUAUGGAUUUAACAAUUCAAUUCAUGAAGCAUUUCCAUUAUAACCAAAAGGAACAUAUAAAGAUUUAUUAACUAAAUAAUUGUUUAUGGCUAUUACUAGUCCUGGAGGUAAAUCUAAGUUAUUCUAAUCCUUAAAAUAUGCUGUAAAGAAUUUUUUUGAACAUAAAAUUACAAUUUAUGAUAGUGAAUAAUAGAAAAAGUAAAAUAAAAAUAUUAUUUAUGAAAAAUAAAAAAUAAAUUUGCCACCAGUUGCAGAAGAAGAUGAAAGCUAAAGUAUGAUUGUUGAAUAAAUAGAUGAUAAAAGUUAACAUGUAAUUUUUAGGUAAUUUGAUUUAAUAUUAUAUUCUAUUUUAGUUAAGAUUAUUAGAGUGAGGUAACUAGUUAAUCUGAGUCUGAUUUUGAAGAUGAGAAUUUAUAAUUUUUUAAAAAUGUUAAUAUAGAUUAAGAUAAAUCAUAAUCAACAAAUGAUUUUAGAGAUCAAUAUAAAUUUAUUUGUCUCUUUACUGAAGGUAUUUAUAUAAUUAAAUUUAUAUAUUAGUAAAUAAUAAAAUUAAUGAGAAAUCUUUAUUAAAGUUGAAAUAAAUUAUGGAUAAUAAUUAGGUUGAUCUUAUGGUAUUCAAUAUUGCUAAUAAAAAUGGGAAUAUGUUAGAAUUAAAGAAAAUGUCUAAAAUCACUUCAAGAAGCAUUUUUGUUAAUGCUACAGCUAAUUUAGAAUAAUUAUUUGGAAAAUCACGAUAAAACCAGUUAUAGAAAAAAAUGUAUCUAGAAUUCUUUUGA